CUAGCUCCUCCCAACCCCGCCGACCAAUAUUUCUAUAUAAACAGACUCUUUAUCUCUCACUUAAACUAAACCUCAUCCUUUCAAAAACAAAGACCAGAUUGCUUCAUCUUUGGUUCCCUUUCCCUACUCUCCAUUAAAUAUAUCAGGUGGCAAAAAAAAGCAUCAAUAUAUAAACUACAGACUACACCUAUAUUCCAUUAGAACAUCACUUCGACUCUUAAUUAUCAAAAGAGCGAGGUCGAUCCGCUCUCCCCCAAAACAAAGAGCAUCAUGGCCGCCACCCCGCCCCCAGCCAAGAGCGGCCUCACCAUCAACAGCAUCCAGAUGGGCAGACUGCACCGUAAGAAUGCUAUUGUCACCGGCGCUGCAGGUGGCAUCGGUCUAGAGACCUCCAUCCUCUUCGCCAAGGAAGGCGCCAACGUCCUCAUGGCUGAUAUCUCUGAGACGGCCCUUGAGAAGGCAGUCGAGAAGCUGCGCCAACUCGUGCCCUCCGUCCACCGCGUUGAAGUCCGUGUCUGCGACGUCUCAAAGGAAGCCGAUGUCGAGGCUCUCGUGGCACAGCUCGACAGCUGGGGCGGCGUGGACAUCAUGUUCAACAACGCCGGUAUCAUGCACGCGCUCGACGCCGACGCUGUUGACACUCCUGAGGCCGUGUGGGAUCUUACUCAAGCCAUUAACGUCAAGGGUGUCUGGUUCGGUUGCAAGCACGCCGUCCUCUCGCUGCGCCGCCACAACAAGCCUUCGGGCUCCAUCAUCAACACCGCCUCCGUCGUCGCGCUUGUUGGCUCGGCCACCCCCCAGCUCGCCUACACUGCAUCCAAGGGCGCGGUUCUAGCACUUACUCGCGAGCUGGCUAUCGUACACGCCCGCGACGGGUACAGAUUCAACGCACUCUGUCCGGCGCCGCUGAACACGCCACUCCUGCAGGAUUGGCUCGGUGACGACAAGGAGAAGCGCCACCGCCGCGAAGUCCACUUCCCAUCUGGCCGCUUCGGAGAGGCCGUGGAGCAGGCGCACGCGGUGCUGUUCCUGGCGAGCGACGAGAGCAGCUUCAUUAAUGGGCAGGACUUUGUCGUGGAUGGCGGGAUGACAAAGGCGUAUGUUACCCCUGAGGGACCGGCGAAGGCUGGCCCGAAGAACAAUGCCCAGUUGAGUGAGCAGGUUGAUGCUAUUCGCGGGACUGGUAUUGUGGAUGCUUGAGAGAGCAAGGCAGGAUGCUGGGUUAUGUGAUACAUGAAGGGGUAACGGGGAUGGGAAUACGGGAAUUGGGGAGUUGGUCGUUGGAUAACGAUGCAGGAAGACAGUCACUGCGCAUUUUUGUUUCUCACUGUGCCGCGAUUUUGCGGAUAUUUUAUAAAGGCAAAGGGAUUGCGGGCGCCUACGUUUUGGUUUCUGAUGAAUGCAUCGUUUCCACCUAGAUACCUAGAUACCUUUAUAGAGAAAUUGAUUAUCCGAAAAGAAGAC
Pseudogymnoascus verrucosus is the source of this 1464-nucleotide messenger RNA. RefSeq lists its product as uncharacterized. The record is from RefSeq and is a predicted model, not a curated record. Lineage: Eukaryota; Fungi; Ascomycota; Leotiomycetes; Thelebolales; Thelebolaceae. The coding region runs from base 271 to 1200 and encodes 309 amino acids. The transcript is spliced from 3 exons. Gene Ontology annotation, molecular function: oxidoreductase activity.